Messenger RNA from Periconia digitata, 744 nucleotides. The record is from the annotation of a GenBank genome assembly. NCBI's taxonomy places the organism in Eukaryota, Fungi, Ascomycota, Dothideomycetes, Pleosporales, Periconiaceae.
AAGAUGAUCAUUCUUCAAACUUUACCACCACCCACGUCGAAUGUUUGGUAUCUCGCAUAUGGUUCCAAUCUUGCUGCAUCUAAGUUCAUUCAUGAUCGCGGUAUAGUCCCUAUCUCAUCUACUGUCGUGGAAGUGUCAGGAUGGACGUUGGUCAUGGACAGCGCCGGAGUGCCAUAUUCGGAACCCUGUUUUGGUAGCAUUUCGCCUAUUCCCGCCUUUGGGGACGAGAAGUGUGUUACCUUGAUUGGCACAGCAUAUCUUCUAACGCCGGAAAUGUACAAGACUGUACUUGCAUCUGAGGGGGGAGGGAUUGCCUACUGCGAAGUUGAGAUUCGGGUCAAGAAAUUGGAAGGAAAAAGCCCAACAUUCGCAGCAAGAUCCCUCGCAACAGUUCUUAGGAGACUGGCAAAACCCAGUGAAAGAUAUAUGGGUCUCCUUCGUACAGGAGCCAACGAAGCUGACAUGCCGCACUCGUAUCAAAAAUUUCUCAAGAACAUCCUAACCUAUACGCCACCAACAGCUGCAAUGCCGCGCCUUGGAGCAGCUAUAUUUCUGGCAUUCUGGAUUCCCGUGAUGUCUGUCAUGGAGAAGAUAACAAAAUCGAGUUUAAAGAGAAGCGGUGAAGCUGAAGCACCCACUUGGGUUGUCCUCAUGGUCAGAGUAGUGGUGCAUUCCAUGUGGCUAUACCACGAUUAUGUUCAUUCGCCAAUAUGGGGGAGGGGCGAUGGAAUGGAACUUUGUUGA